Messenger RNA from Cololabis saira (Pacific saury), 7858 nucleotides. It is a transcript of the gene apc, whose product is annotated as APC regulator of WNT signaling pathway. Gene Ontology annotation, biological process: cell fate specification; nervous system development; Wnt signaling pathway. Gene Ontology annotation, molecular function: gamma-catenin binding; microtubule binding; beta-catenin binding. Gene Ontology annotation, cellular component: beta-catenin destruction complex; catenin complex; cytoplasmic microtubule. NCBI's taxonomy places the organism in Eukaryota, Metazoa, Chordata, Actinopteri, Beloniformes, Belonidae. The coding region runs from base 379 to 7188 and encodes 2269 amino acids. The record is from RefSeq and is a predicted model, not a curated record. The transcript has 18 exons.
UUUUUUUGUUUUGGUUUUUUUACACAAUAUAUUGUCCUUUAUCUCUUUUGAUUCGCUGUGCCCGGAAGAGCCGGAAGCUGAAGCAGAAGGCUGACCUAGCGCUCCGGGCGGGUACUGCACCGCGGGAUGGAGUGACGGAGGAGUCCGGAGGUUCAGGACGGCGUCACGGCGGCGGCGUAGAGAAACUCAGGCUUAGAACAACAUGGCGCACCGCUGCAGCGACACAACAUAAAGGCCCGUCCAGAACCCGGGCCUAACCCGGCCCCAGCCCCGCAGACCCGAGCCCCUCCCGCCCGGACCGGACUCCUCUCGCUGGUACUCGGAUGUGAAGCGGCCGGACCGGCGGAGAGCAGGAAGGUUUGACGUGGUUCCUCCAACAUGUCGGCAGUGUCAUACGACCAACUGCUAAGGCAGGUGGAGGUGCUGAAGAUGGAGAACUCCAACCUGAGGCAGGAGCUGCAGGACAACUCCAACCACCUGACCAAACUGGAGAGUGAGGCCUCCAACAUGAAGGAAGUGCUGAAACAGUUGCAGGGAACCAUAGAAGAAGAGUCUGACGCGUCGGGGUCCCAACUGGAGCUCAUAGAAAGACUGAAAGAGAUGAGCCUGGAGUCGGCCGGGUUCAAGUCCAGGACCAGGGUUCCUCUUCCACCUUCAUCGUCCUCAAGCUCAGCCUCCUCUUCCUCUGGAGCUCCUUCUGGAGCAGCCGGAGGCUCCGGAGCGCCGGGACCUUCCUCUGCCGCCUUUUCCAGGAGAGGGCUGCCGUCUGCAGGCAGAGACGGCCACGAGCGCUGCCUGGAAGAGCUGGAGAAGGAGAGGUCUCUACUAUUGGCUGAGCUGGAGAAGGAGGAGAAGGAGAAGGACUGGUACUACGCUCAACUACAGAACCUCACCAAGAGGAUCGACAGCCUGCCGCUCACCGAAAAUUUCACUCUACAGACGGACAUGAGCCGGCGACAGCUGGAGUUCGAGGCCCGGCAGAUCCGAUCAGCGAUGGAGGAGCAGCUGGGCUCCUGUCAGGAGAUGGAGAGGAGAGCCCAGGCUCGUGUGUCUCGUAUCCAGCAGAUAGAGAAGGACAUCCUGAGGCUUGGAUCACGACUCCAGGCUGAGGGAGCUCAGGGCGCGGGUGAGAGCAGCGGACUGGCUGGUGCUCAGAGCACCAGCAGCCGAUUGGACCAUGAACCAGCAAACGAGACAAACUACUCUGUGCCUCGUCGCAUCACAAGCCACCUGGGAACAAAGGUGGAGAUGGUGUACAGCCUGCUGUCCAUGCUGGGGACUCAUGACAAGGACGACAUGUCCCGCACGCUGCUAGCCAUGUCCAGCUCGCAGGACUCGUGCAUCGCCAUGCGUCAGUCUGGCUGCCUGCCGCUGCUCAUCCAGCUGCUGCACGGCAAUGACAAGGACUCCCUGUUGCUAGGUGACUCCCGCGGCAGUAAGGAGGCCCGUGCCAGAGCAUCGGCGGCGCUGCACAACAUUGUUCACAGUCAGCCAGAUGACAAGCGAGGACGGCGGGAGAUCCGGGUGCUGCACCUGCUGGAGCAGGUGCGCCACUACUGCGAGGCCUGCUGGAGCUGGCAGGAGAACCACGAGAGGGGUGUGGACCAGGAGGAGAACCCCAUGCCGUCACCGGUGGAUCAUCAAAUCUGCCCGGCCGUCUGUGUCCUCAUGAAGCUCUCCUUCGAUGAAGAACACCGACACGCCAUGAACGAGCUGGGAGGGCUGCAGGCUGUGGCGGAGCUUCUGCAGGUGGACUGUGAGAUGUUUGGUCUGAGCAGUGACCAUUACAGCGUCACUCUUCGGCGUUACGCCGGCAUGGCGCUCACCAACCUCACCUUUGGAGAUGUGGCCAAUAAGGCCACGCUGUGCUCCAUGAAGGGCUGCAUGAGAGCGAUGGUUGCUCAGUUGAAGUCUGAGAGUGAAGACCUGCAGCAGGUGAUAGCCAGUGUUUUGAGGAACCUGUCGUGGCGUGCUGACGUCAACAGUAAGAAGACACUGCGCGAGGUGGGCAGCGUGCGUGCACUGAUGGGCUGUGCUCUGGAGGUGCAAAAGGAAUCAACCCUGAAGUCCGUACUAAGCGCGCUCUGGAACCUGUCGGCCCACUGCACAGAGAAUAAGGCGGACAUCUGUGCCGUGGACGGCGCUCUGGCCUUUCUGGUUGGAACUCUGACCCAUCGCAGCCACACAAACACCCUCGCCAUCAUCGAGAGCGGCGGCGGAAUCCUCAGAAAUGUCUCCAGUCUCAUUGCCACCAACGAAGCGCACAGGCAGAUUCUGCGUGAGCACGGCUGCCUGCCAACUCUGCUGCAGCACCUGAAGUCUCACAGUCUGACCAUCGUGUCCAAUGCCUGCGGGACACUGUGGAACCUGUCGGCCCGAGAUGCCAAAGACCAGGAGGCUCUGUGGGAGCUGGGCGCCGUCGGGAUGCUGCGGAACCUCAUUCACUCCCGGCACAAGAUGAUCGCCAUGGGCAGCGCCGCCGCCCUGCGCAACCUGAUGGCCAACCGGCCAGCGCGCUAUAAAGAUGCAAGCGUGGUGUCGCCAGGGGCCGGUGCGCCGUCACUGCACGCUCGCAAACAGAAGGCGUUGUUUGAGGAGCUGGACGCCCAGCAGCUGUCAGAAACCUUUGACAAUAUCGACAACCUGAGCCCCAAGGCGGCACACAGGAAAGGGCGUGGCUGUAACGGUGCCGGAGCAGGUGGGCCCGCGACACGCUCAUACACCAACACACCAGUGCUGUCCAGCCCAAAGAACGGAGACGGAUCAAAGAAGAUAAGUGAGGAAGUGGCGUACCCUCGGUCGGUAUUCCCGCCCAGCGUCCGGGCCUCCAGCGACAGUCUCAACAGUGUGACGAGCGCGGACGGAUACGGCAACCGUGGCAAGACCAAGCCGUCUACAGAGUCCUUCUAUUCCUCGGACGAGACCGGAGCCAACAAGUGCUGCGUCUACAGGAAGUACCCGGCUGAUCUGGCCCAUAAGAUCCGGAGUGCCAACCACAUGGCGGAUGACGACGGGGCAGAGCUGGACACGCCCAUCAACUACAGCCUGAAAUACUCGGACGAACAGCUGAACUCGGGGAGACAGAGCCCGAGUCACCGCGCCGGCAUCGAGAGCGACGACGACAGCGAGCAGGGCGGACGGCUGCAGAGGAACGACGGCGCCGACUCUGGAGGGGGCGGCUGCCGUCUGGGGGCGGUCCCACCAGCGCGGUACGUAGUCGUCACGGCAGCAUCCAACUACAACAGUGACUUCACACCUGAGCAGCCCAUUGAUUACAGCUUGAAAUAUGGAUCAGAGUCCUCUCGCAAACUACUCUACACACCAGAAAAGGCACCGAUCCCCUCGCUGGCUCCGCCCACAUCGUCCUCGGCCAGCAAGCUCCGCCCUCUGCAGCCGCCCGCUAUACGCACAGUGACAAAAAGCAACCAGGAGUCAACACAGACUUACUGCGUGGAAGACACGCCCAUCUGCUUCUCCAGAGGCAGCUCGUUGUCCUCGCUGUCGUCGGAGGAGGACGAGGACGGAGACAUUGUGAGGAAGAGGAAGAGUGGGGAGCCAAGAGCCGGGAGCAACGACUACCCCACACUUCCCGUCAGCGAAAAAGACGACCAUGAGCAGCAGCAGCAGCGGCAGCAGAAAGAGGCAGAGAGCCAGACGGCCUCCGCUCCCUCCAGCCGGGGGCGCCGGAGUCAUCACCACCAUCACGGGCACUCGCACCACCAUCACCACCACCACCACAUGACGUCGUCAGGUGCACGGACUCCCAAAAGCCCUCCGGAGCAGACGUACGCCCAGGAAACUCCGCUGAUGUUCAGCCGCUGUACGUCAGUCAGCUCCCUCGACAGUUUCUCCACCUCCUCCAUAGCCAGCUCCGUGCGCUCCAGCGAGCCGUGCAGCGGCGUGCCCAGCGGCGUGGUCAGCCCCAGCGACCUCCCCGACAGCCCGGGUCAGACGAUGCCGCCGAGCCGCGCCAAGACGCCGCCGCUGCAACCGCAGGCCCAAAAGCCCAAGGAAGAGGAGACGGCCAAGAAGGAGGAAGAGGAGAGCAGCGUGGACGUCCUGCUGCACUUCGCCACCGAGAGCACGCCGCACGGCUUCUCCCGCGCCUCCAGUCUCAGCGCCCUCAGUCUGGACGAGCCGUACAUCGCCGCCGAGAUGAAGAAAAAGAUAGAGGAGCAGGACGGCGGGAGCAAAGAGAGGAAGGAGGAGUCGAUCAAACCCAUCCUGGACGACUCGGACGACGACGACAACGAGAUCCUGGUGGCGUGCAUCAACAUGGCCAUGCCCAAGUCGUCUCAGAAACCAAAGAAGCAGCAACAAGCUGCGCCGCGGAAGCCCAGCCAGCUUCCAGUCUACAAGCUCCUCCCGACCCAGAGCCGCCCGCAGCCGCCGCAGAGGAAGGACGUGCCUCCCCCGCCGGCAGAGGAGGUGCCGAGGGUUUACUGUGUGGAAGGAACCCCGCUCAACUUCUCCACCGCCACCUCGCUCAGCGACCUCACCAUCGACUCCCCACCUAAUGAGGAGGCACCGGCCGCCCUCGCACCUGUGACUCCACCCACCUCCGCCCCAAAGAGACGAGCAGGAUUUCCUGAGGGUGAGAAUGGAGACGACAUCUUAGCCGAGUGCAUCAACGCGGCCAUGCCCAAAGCCAAGCCAAGGAAACCAAUUAGACCGGCAAAUUCUGAUCAACUGCAGGCUCCGCCCCUUCUUCCUGCCGUUGCUCCUCCAGUCCCGCCCUCUCUCGGCCCGCAGCAGCAUAAGAAGAAGCCGACUUCACCGGUGAAACCGAUGCCUCAACGGGCGCCGUAUUGCGCUCCGACAACGGCAGCGGCAAAAGCAAAACCAGGGUUCGCCUUUGACUCGCCUCGUCACUACACUCCCAUCGAGGGCACUCCGUGUUGCUUCUCGCGCAAUGACUCUCUUAGCUCUCUUGACUUUGAUGAAGAUGAUGGUGGCGAGAAGGAGGGAGAGGAAAGGAAGAAUAAGGAGGACGAAAGCAGGAAGAGGAAGCAGCAGACUGCUGCAGUUUUCCCUCGAACCAAACCUGCGACCAACCAGACGGCCACGGACGAGAAACAGAAGUUCGCCAUCGAAGACACGCCCGUCUGCUUCUCCAGAAACCCGUCGCUGAGCUCGUUGAGUGACAUCGACCAGGAGAACAACAACAAAGAAUUUGCCCCAGCAGACCCCCAAGACGGAGGGAAAGCAGCAGCCAAGUCUCCGCCCCCUCCUGCAGAGGUGGAGUCAAAGCCCCGCCCACCUGCUGCCAUCGGCUACGCUCCCAAGGCCUUCCACGUGGAGGACACGCCCGUCUGCUUCUCCAGGAAUUCAUCCCUGAGUUCUCUCAGCAUCGACUCGGAGGACGACUUGCUGCAGGAGUGCAUCAGCUCUGCCAUGCCCAAGAAGAAGAAGAAGGCGGCCGCCCUGCCCGCCCCCGCUACCAUCUCCACACCGGCCCCCCUCUCCACAGCCGAAGAUGAUAUUUUGGCUGAAGAGGAGCCUUCAGAGGCCCAGAGGAGCCCCACGUCCCCGGACUCCGAGUCCUUUGACUGGAAGGCCAUCCAGGAAGGCGCCAACUCCAUCGUCAGCAGCCUGAACGCUGCUGCCGCCGCCCAGCCGCUGUCCCGCCAGCCGUCCUCAGACUCUGACUCGGUGCUGUCGCUGAAGUCCGUCGGCUCGCCCUUCCACCUGCCGACAGCCAACAACAACGAGGACGAGGACGCAGAGCAGAGGGAGGAGAUGAAGCGCGGCAGCGCCAAGAUCCUGAAGCCCGGGGAACGCAGCACGCUGGAGGCCAGGAAGAAGAAAGAGGAGGAAGAGGAGGAGGAGGCCAAGGCGUUGAGAGGGGGUAAAAAGGUGUACCGCAGUCUCAUCACCGGGAAGCCCAGGGCGGAGCCGGCAACCAGGGGACGCAGCAAGCCCAGAGCCACGGCCAUAGCCAAAGCUCCAGGAGGUAGCGACGGCGCAGAUAGGGGAGCUGGGUCCUCUCGAGACUCCACACCCUCCCGUCCCAUCGCAGCCGCCAGUCAAAAAGCAGCAAAGAUGUCCCAGCUGCCACGCACGGCGUCUCCGGCAGGUGCACCCUCGUCUUCUGCCGCCAGACCUGGCAAAACCAGCGGAGCGCCGAAGGGCGGCGGCGGCCUCCCGAGGAGCGAGUCGGCCUCCAGGGUCAGCGCCUCCACCACCACCAAGAAGUCCAAGGCGGAGCCCGACAAGCCGGGACUCGUCCGGCAGUCCACCUUCAUCAAAGAAGCUCCCAGUCCCACGCUGAAGAGGAAGCUCGAGGAAUCGUCUUCAACGGCGGCGCCGCCGGAGUCUCCGACCAGCCCCGACACGCCGCUGACGUCCUCAAACAGAAGACACGACGCCAACCGCUCCCAGUCCGAGAGCCCGUCACGCCCACAGGAAGUGACCUCUUCCUCUCGCCUGAGCCGCACCGGCACCUGGAAGCGUGAGAACAGCGGCAGCGCCGCGGGAGGGAGCGGUGGGAAACACUCCACCUCUCUGCCCCGCGUGGGCACGUGGAAGAGGACGGGGAGCUCUUCGUCAGUGCUGUCGGCGUCCUCAGAGUCCAGCGAGAAGGGGCGGAGCGAGGAAGAAGGUGCCGCCAGGUCCAAGGGAACAUGGCGGAAGGCGAAGGCCGGCAGCAGCGACUCCUCCGUCAGCCGGAGCACCGCGGAGAAACCGGAGGAUGUGUGGGUUCGUCUGGAAGACUGUCCCGUCAACAACCCGCGCUCCCCGUCGUCCUGCUCCAUGCGCUCGCCCACUACCACCAAUGCACCGCCCGUCAUUGACAGCCCAACCCCCUCCAAGAUCCCCUCCUCCACCUCCUCCUCGUCCUCCAACCUGAACCUGCGGCGCAGCUGCGAGAGCCUGGAGGACAAGCCUCCGGCGCAGCAGCAGACGCAGCAGCAGCAACAGCAGCAGCAGCAACAGCAGCAGCAGCAGCGCGGCCAGCAGCGCAGCGGCGCCGUGGCGGCUCGCGUCAGUCCCUUCAACUACACGCCCAGCCCCAGGAAGAGCAGCACAGACGUCAGCGCCGCCUCCACGCCGCCCACCACCACGACAGCCACCCCGACGCGGCCCUCGCUCAUCCCCACCCCCGUCACUAAGAAGCGGGAGCCGAAGGGCGAGGGCGGGAGUGGCGGCAGCGGGGAGCGUGGGUCGUAUAUCGUGACGUCAGUGUGAGACGGAACGGGAAGCCGUGCAUGACUACAACAAAGAUGGCGACAGGAAAGUGUAAAUAUGGGAAAAACCUGCAGGAAGUCUGUGUUUGUCAACUCAACUGUACAGGAAGUGGGUUUGUGUUUAAGUACUAGCUCCGCCCCUCAGCUCCUCCUACCUGUCACGCUUCUGUAUUCAUGAGAGAACUAUGAAAAACUUUUUAUGUUUUUAUACCACUAAAAUGAUCUCUAGCGCUUAGCUCCACCCCUGCCUGUCCUUGCAUGGCCCCGCCCCCUCGGAACACUCACCAUGGUGACCUGACGAUGAUGAUGAUGAUGAUGAUGAUGAUGAUGAUAUUUCUGCUAGCUGUAGAAUCCGAGGUGACCGAUCUUCUGGAAAGUUCUUUUUCUUAAACAGACUUCUGAACAAAACCAGAGUUCCUGUUCAUGUCACACUGAAGGUUCUGGAUGUUCUGAAGGUUCUGGACCUGUCAGGGCUCUUCUGGGUCACUGCCAGGCCAGAAUCGAUGCGUUCAGGGAAGCGGGUUUGUUCAGAACCUCUUCUGUUCAUCAGUAUGUUUGGAGCUUCGUCACCUUGGAAACAGAUAACACUGUAAACCUAAGUUAUUGCUGUAAACCUGCAUAAACUUUUAACUCUGAAGCACAUAAUUUAAAAUAAAGUGAAUUUUUUUUUU